UUCAGUUUGUGAAUUUUUGCGAUCGGGGAAUGUUUCACUCAUGGUUCACGUUAGCGAUAUAUUAUUAACGACAGAUACGAUGCAUGAAAACACUGACCAUUCCAGUCGGAUAGAAUUUCUGGAAAGCAAAUCGAAACCACGUCGCAGAUGCUUAAUUUCAUUUAAGAAGGCCCUCCUCUUCAUCGUCUGCUCAACUGUUUCAAUUAUUUUAAUAGUCACAUUCAUGUACUACUUUGGACCAACUAUGUCAUUCAAGGGGAAAAUGUUGCAUGAUUUGGAAGUUUUCUUGAACCACGAUAAGCACAAACCAUUCCGACUCUCAGAUACCGUUCAACCUACCCAUUAUAGGUUACGCAUUUUUCCAAAUCUGGAAACUUUCGCUUUCGACGGAAGAGUUUCCAUAAAAGUAUUUACAAACUCGGAUACCAACGAAAUAGUCUUGCAUUCCGUGGGAUUAAACAUAACUAGUGUUGAAUUACUGAAACCUAUGAAUGGAAGUGAAACAUUGGAACAAUAUAGCGUUCACAAAAAAGCUUAUAUUAAGCUUGUAACUACUUUAACAGAUGAUGACCGCAUGACUUUCAUUUUUGAAGAGAACUUAAUUGCUGGUAAUAGUUACCUUCUCGAUUUGAAGUUUCAUGGAAAAAUUGGAGAUGAUCUGAUUGGGUUUUAUAGAAGCGGUUAUUAUGACUCUCUUGGAAAGAAGAAGUGGAUUGCAACCACUCAUUUUCAACCAAUUUAUGCGAGAAGGACGUUUCCUUGUUUCGAUGAACCCAAGUUCAAAGCUCAAUUUCAAAUUAGUAUAGCCAGGAGAACAAAUACUACAGUUUUAAGCAACAUGCCUUUAAGAGAAACCGAACUACACAAAAAUAUUACUGGAUACGUUUGGGAUCAUUUCAUGACAACUCCUAUAAUGUCCACGUAUUUAGUGGCUUUCACCAUUUCCGACUUUAAAAGUGUUAAUGUUUCUACCAAGAUCACUGGUCCAGUUAUCAGAAUUUGGGCUCCAAAGCAAUCAUUGUAUCAAACUGAUUUCGCUGUAAACUCAACAAAUAUGAUUUUGAACUUCUACGAAUCGUACUUUAAGCAGAAAUAUACUUUACCCAAACUAGAUUUGAUAGCCAUUCCCGAUUUUAGUAAAGGAGCUAUGGAAAAUUGGGGGUUAAUUUCUUUCAGAGAUAGUUCGUUGCUUCUGGAUAAUACAACGGACGGAUUCUUGAGUAGGGAACACGUUUUUAACACGUUGGCGCACGAAAUUGCUCAUCAAUGGUUUGGAAAUUUGGUCACAAUGUCUUGGUGGUCUGAUCUUUGGUUAAAUGAAGGAUUUGCAACUUACAUGGCUUUCAUGGCCGAAGCUCAACUUAAUCCGAGUUGGGAAAGCUUCGAUUCUUUUGGACUAGAAGUUAUGCACCAGGCGUUUACAUUCGAUUCGUACAGAACUUCUCAUAAUCUUCAUGCUUUGAUUGUAAACAACUUGGAGAUUGAGCAAAUCUUUGAUACGUUAACAUAUUACAAAUCGGCGGCAAUUUUAAGAAUGUUGAAUUUUACAAUUGGUCAAGAUAAAUUUGUAAAAGGCGUUAGAAGAUACGUCGAAAAGUGGUCCUUUAAUUCCACUUCAGAAGGAAGUCUUUUCCACUCCUUCGAUGAUUCCAUCAAGGAAAAUAUUACUUUAAAUGCCAUGAUGAGCUCUUGGACACACCAAUGCGGCUUUCCUCUAAUUACAGCAUUAACAAAGAACAGCUCCUUCACAAUAAUCCAAACCAAAUUUCCUGUAAACACAACCUACGGAUAUUGGGUUGUCCCAAUUUCCUACAAAACCAAAAAUAAUCUAUCUUCUACUAUAAUUCUACAUAAUAACACGAGAACUGUAUUUUUGGAUUUAAACCAAAAUUGGUUACUCUUAAAUUUAUAUCAAGCAGGUUAUUAUCGCGUGAACUACAAUCAAGAAAAUUGGGAUUUGUUGAUUAAUCAAUUGGAAAUAGACCCAAGCUUAAUUCCAGCUUCAAAUCAAGCUCAACUAAUAGACGAUGCCUUUGAAUUAGCUAGUUAUGGGUUUAUAAAUUACGAAAUACCUUUUCGUUUAAUCAAGUAUUUAAGUAAUGAGACCAGUCCUAUUCCCUGGAAAGCAGCGCUGAAAAGAUUGAGCGUUAUUGAAUCAAAUUUGUUGGAAACUCCGCAUUACAUCAAAUUUAGAGAAUUCAUGUUGCAAUUCUUGGAACCUCUAAAAGAAGUCAUAGGUCAUGAAGAUGAAACCAUUCUUAGUUCUUUAGUUAUAGAAAAACUUUGUUCUUACAGAUUCAAACCGUGCAUAGACUUUGCUUUAAAUACCUUCACCAAUUGCAAAUUUGAAGAAAUUUCGUAUAGCAUACGACAAACUGUAUACUGUACUGCUGUAGAAAUACGGACUGAACAUGAAUGGGAUUAUCUUUGGAAUCAAACUUUCAACUUGAAUAAUUCGGGAAUUAAAUUGAGGGAAUUGUAUUUAGCUUUAGGUUGUAGUCGAGAUUCGUGGAUUAUAUACAGAUAUUUAAAUUCAACUAUUAAUGGAUCGAUAGCUCCUCAGAAUGUUCUAUAUGUUUGGAGAUCAAUUUCCAAAAAUCCUAUUGGAAGGAUUAUAGGUUUGAAGUUCUUAGAGCAUAAUUGGAGGAAAAUAUACGAUAUUUACAAGGACCAUUUCGAUGUUCUUCUGGGAAUCAUUGAGGAAUUCGUGUAUAAAUUAUCAAAUCAAGAAGAUUUAGAAAAGGUAACUACAUUUUAUGCAUUGCAUAAAAAUGAUCUGAGAAGUGUUUCGGGUUUCAUACUUGGCGCUAUUGAGAAAAUAAGUGCCCACGUUUUUUGGCAAAAAGAAUAUUUAGAAGAAAUAUUACAAUUUAUUAGUUAAAUUAUAUAUGUGAUUCUGUUGGUUAUUUAUAUUGUUGUUUCACAAAAAAUAUAUAGAAAAUACAUAUGACUUAAUUG
Messenger RNA from Nicrophorus vespilloides, 2958 nucleotides. RefSeq names its product aminopeptidase N-like. Gene Ontology annotation, biological process: peptide catabolic process; proteolysis. Gene Ontology annotation, molecular function: metalloaminopeptidase activity; zinc ion binding; peptide binding. Gene Ontology annotation, cellular component: cytoplasm. The transcript has 12 exons. Lineage: Eukaryota; Metazoa; Arthropoda; Insecta; Coleoptera; Silphidae. The coding region runs from base 41 to 2881 and encodes 946 amino acids. The record is from RefSeq and is a predicted model, not a curated record.